Messenger RNA from Scylla paramamosain (green mud crab), 2148 nucleotides. RefSeq lists its product as uncharacterized. The record is from RefSeq and is a predicted model, not a curated record. Lineage: Eukaryota; Metazoa; Arthropoda; Malacostraca; Decapoda; Portunidae. The transcript has 7 exons. The coding region runs from base 245 to 634 and encodes 129 amino acids.
UAGUGGUGGUGUCCUGGUGCAUGUGGCCUCCCCAGAAGAUCAAAUUACGUCAUCGCCAAGGAAAAACAACUCGGACACUACCCCAUCCUGCCACCUCAGAGGACGCGACUGUCACUGCCUCACAACCGGUGCCUUAUCUAAAUUGACGGAGAGGCGACACACACGUUCCCAAACUCACUGCCCUUACAGAUCCACUCAAGGAGAGGAACACGUGACACACCAGCGGGACGAGGCGGAGGUUGUGAUGGUGCUGUCGAUGAGGAGGACGAUGAGUUAUGUGACAGGCAGUGCGGGAGGUGUGUGCAGGGAAGGCGACGCAUGCGCAGUAGUGGGUAGGUGGACUCGUGGAGGUGGGCCGGCAGCGGGCGACGUGGCGGACCUGGGCAAGGAAGGAGUGAACGCUUGCUGGCUUUCUUCGCCUCCUGAAGGGACGUGUGACCUGCUGGAAGUGCAGAGUGGCUGUGGUGGAUGGAGUCAGUUGAGGUGCCCGGCCUCGUCCUGUGUGCAGCGAGGACAAAACAAUGUUUCCAUAGAAGAUAAUGAUGGAAAGGUCACGGCCGUGCAUCAGCAGUAUACCCCGGGGCCUCCGGUGUCGCGCCUCGAGCUCCGGGGGAUUUCUCAGGAUGUGAAUUGAAUGUCUCUUCCGGUGUGGGAGGCACGCGCCGGCUGCGAGGAGAUUUCUCGCGAAAGGAGCGGAUACGCAUCAGCAGUCAUGUUUUCCCGGCGAUCCUCGAGCUGCAAGGGGAUUUUUCUUAGGAAGGAAAAUAAUUGUUGAAUGAUUGAUUGCUAUGUAUCUCUCGCCCCAACGGACGGACAUAUACCGCCGGUGUGUGUAUUUUUUUUAUUCACACUGCAUAAAAAUUGUGUACAAGUUCAUCAUUUCAUUCAUUCAAUUCAACAACAAAAUCCAUCAUCAUCAUCUCCUCCCACUUCCAAUCCAAACAAAACUCCACCACCUGAGGGUGAUGGUUUAUCGUCGUCAUCUAUCAAGUUUCUCUGCAGCUGUUUGUCAUGUGGGUCAUCAUUAUUCAUUGCUGAGAACAAUCACAGCGUCCGAGAUUCUCCUGGUCGACGGACCCUGAAAUCCCGACACAUCGCACACUGGUGAAGCAAGUUGUGGAUUUGGGAUCUCCAGGCAUGAUGCAUGGGACGACGACUCCAUAGCAGUCAGAUGUUCGGAGGCUGGCAAUAUCAUUCUUCUCUCCUCCUCCCAGUACGCUCGAUUCUGCGCCUUCCUUCUCCACAAUCUCCUCUUCUGUCUUCUUCCUACAUGAAGGAAGAAAAAAACUACUUUUCCAGCAUUCUCUUCAAACAUCUUCAGUUCCGCUACUUCCAAAAUCGCCGAUUUCCUCAUCUGUCACCUCCUAAAAGACCGACGGUAUUACAGCUUCAAAGUUAGCGGCUGUCAGGCAAAACGGUCAAUUAUUUUUAAUAAAACAAAAUUUAGUUUAAAAAUGCUGUCUACUUCUGAAAUCACAACCAAAGUCUACCUGACGAUGACGCCGCCACCUAUGUAUGUGUAUGAGCCGCGACAUCGGCUAAUCAGGUUGGGAGUUCAAAACGACCGCUGCAUAUGAGCGAGCACACCAGCCAGCUCCGAUGAGACGAAUCAGAGCAGGGGGAUGCGAUGUCUCGUUGAUGCAGAAUGUCUUUUAACGUCCAUUCAUCUGUCCUGGACGGAGAGAAAAAACAAAAUCAUUCAAUCUUUUGUGAUCUAAAUUAAAAAAGUCAAAGGAAUUUUUUAUAUCUGUUCUUUCCGCGUGUAAUGAAUGAAUGGCCCUUUAAUAAAACGCGUUUAUUAAUUAACAAAUAAAUCUCUACCUCACAACGUCUCCCUCCACGUGUAGCUUUUUCAUUAUCUUAAUUCCAACACCUCCAUGCGCAUGAUGAUUAUUAGUAUUAUUUUCAAGGAUCACAUUUAAGUGAAGGUUUGGUACUUUAAAAAAAAAAAAAAAAACUUGAGAGCCAACCAUUAAGAGCUAAAAUUUUUAACCCUUUACCACGCGCCCUACACACCUAAAAAUACUCUACAAUACUCGCCAGCAUUUCCUUCAAUCCUCUUACCGCCGAUAAACUAAGCCGGGUUGUGUUGGGAAUUAUGAAUGUAAAGGUUCUUAUAUUUUCUAACAAUAAACGUUUUUUCUACAA